AACAGUCUAGACGCCACCGCGCCCGCGUAAACGUGUCUACCUUGAGCUCGUUAUUUACAUUGUAGUUUAUAUUGGGAAGUGUUAUAAAUGUCCAAAUCUUCCGAAAAACUACUGGAAGGCAGAGGGCUGCAGAUCGUCAGCCCAAAGCCAGACCAUACGUUCGAGCUUGACGAGAGGAGCCUCGCCGAGCUACUGGACAGCCCUGACGUCAGGAACCGCUCCGUGGUCCUAGUGGCGGUCGCUGGCGCUUUCCGCAAAGGAAAGUCCUUCCUUCUAGACUUCUUCUUGCGGUAUUUACAUCACACGUACGUGUUAAACUCAAAAGAUGAAAACUGGUUGGGGCCAGAAGACGAGCCGCUGCAGGGCUUCGGUUGGCGCGGCGGUUCCGAACGACACACCACCGGCCUCCUGCUUUGGUCACAGCCCUUCAAAGCCACACUCGAGAACGGAGAGAAGGUGGCGAUAUUCCUGAUGGACACACAGGGCACAUUCGACAGUGAGUCUACGGUGCGAGAUAACGCGACUGUGUUCGCGCUCUCCACCAUGAUAUCCUCAGUACUCAUAUAUAAUCUGUCGCAGAACAUAGAAGAGGAUGAGUUGCAGCAUUUACAGCUGUUCACAGACUACGGGCGCGUGGCGCUGGAGAAGACGGAGGGCAAGCCAUUCCAGCAUCUUCAGUUCCUAGUGCGCGACUGGAGCGUACCUUACGAGUACCCGUACGGACUGGAAGGUGGAAUGAAACUAUUGGAGAAGAGACUCGAAGUUCAUGAGAAUCAACAUGAGGAGUUGAAGACGUUGCGGCGGGAGAUCAGGUCGUUCUUCAGCCAGUUGUCCUGCUUCUUGCUGCCACAUCCCGGCAUGAAGGUCGCCACCAGCAAGGAGUUUAACGGAAAAUUAACAGAUAUAGACGAAGAAUUUAAGAAAUGUUUGAAAGAGUUGGUUCCGUAUAUCUUGGGACCUAAGAACUUGCAGCCGAAAGUGUUGUCUGGACAGACGCUGAAGGCCAAGGAGCUGUUGUACUACAUCAAGGCAUACAUGGAGGUCUUCAAUGGAACAGAACUGCCGGUGCCGCAAACUAUUCUCGAGGCGACGGCGCAAGCUAACAACCUAUCCGCAGUGUCGGAGGCGCGGGAGGUGUACGAGGCCCUGAUGGAGGAGGUGGCGGGGGGCGCGCGGCCCUACCUCCCCCCAGACAGGCUCGCGGAGGAGCAUCGCCGAGCUCGAGACAAGGCCCUGCACUGCUUCCAUAACAAGAAGAAGAUGGGCGGAGAAGCCAAGUCGGAGACCUACCGGGAACAGUUGGUUCAGGAACUGGAAGAACAAUUCGAUCGUCUGCGAGCGCAGAAUGAGAGCAAGAGUCUGUUAAAUAUAAUUGGGUCGGGUGUUGUGUUCGCCGCACUGCUCGUUGCGGGUUGCGCGCUGAGCAUGCUCGGGGACGCGCUCGCCUUCACCAUACUGGAGGUGCUCGGACAAGCGCUCGCCUUACUGUCGCUAGGAGCACUCGCCGUUUGGAUGUAUAGCAGAUACACAGGUCACAUGCGAGAAGCUAGCGAAGUAUUGGACGAGUUUGCAAUCACUUUAAGGAAUUACGUGUUACAAAAUUUAUCGCCUUCGGGUAGACUGCCAGCUGGAGUUACUACCACAGACAAUCAUAAAAGAGACUAGGGAUCGUCCAUUAAUCACGUAAAACUCGAAAAAAAGGGGGGAUUCCGAAAAAACACGAAACAUGACGAGGAAUGGGGGCUAAAAUAUCACGUGUAUUUAUUUUCUGACUGAUGACGGAACAUUAAUGAAUAAACAUUUUGAUAAUGUCUUUCUAAUUACUAAUAAAAAUACACGUAAUUUUCGAAGUGUCCUAAAAAAAAUCACGUGUUUAAAUGGACGACCUGGCCUAAAGGCAGUGCCAAAAACGAUGUACAUUGUAAAUUAUAACGUUUUUAAAAAAAAACUUAUUGUUAUUUGUAUUCUUUGAUCCUCUUGUUAUAAAACUGGAUUAAAUAUUUAAAAACAAAACUAACGCUUGGGAUAAAGGACUUGUUUAUAUAAUAAAAGAACGAAGAAUAAAAUAAGAAUUUUAUUAUAUAUUACAUUAUCAAUCCAUUAACAACUAAACCGAAACCAAUUUACGGACGCGUCAAAACGUCCCGCGCGGACGCCGCCAUCUUGUCGACUCACGACAACAUGGCGGCGUCGGUUAUUAAAACUGUUCCAAUAUUACAAUUAUUGUCAUCACGGGCGUAAUAUAACAAAAUAGUUAAAACUGAUUUAAAAUAUGAAAAUAAACAGUUAAGGAAAAAUUAACUUCGACAUCUGGAACGAAAAUUUCUUUUAUUGACAAAAAAUUAAUCUAAUCCAAUCUGGGAUUUAGAUUGUAAUUUUUCUUUUUUUAUAUGUGUUUGAAUCUUGUAAUCAGUUAUUUCCGAUCUUAGUCCACUUAAAUAUGGCACUAAAGGCAAAGUGAGACGAAAACGAGAUAGACGUACCAGUAACCAAUAACAAUACCUACGAUUUUAGAUUUUUUUUUUAAAUAUUUCUGACAACAAUUGUGUAAACUUUCUAACGUAGUGGUCAAACUGUCUGCCAAUACGAU
Papilio machaon (common yellow swallowtail) is the source of this 2590-nucleotide messenger RNA. RefSeq names its product atlastin-like. NCBI's taxonomy places the organism in Eukaryota, Metazoa, Arthropoda, Insecta, Lepidoptera, Papilionidae. Gene Ontology annotation, biological process: endoplasmic reticulum organization; protein homooligomerization. The transcript has 11 exons. Gene Ontology annotation, molecular function: GTPase activity; GTP binding. The coding region runs from base 88 to 1665 and encodes 525 amino acids. The record is from RefSeq and is a predicted model, not a curated record.